This is a messenger RNA of Dovyalis caffra, 1608 nucleotides long. Lineage: Eukaryota; Viridiplantae; Streptophyta; Magnoliopsida; Malpighiales; Salicaceae. The record is from the annotation of a GenBank genome assembly.
AUGGCAGAUCUUGUUGUAGAACAAACUCAAGAAAUCACCAUCUCCAAAACUUUCCCAACUAGACCAAAUCUAAAACCCAAACCUAAAGCCCCAUCAAAAACCCCUGAAUCCAAAUACUGGUCUUCCUUCAAAUCCCACCAAAUUUCAAACCUCAUAUCUUCCAUCCCUUCCAUCGAUUUCUCACCUACAUCCCCUCAUCACUUUGCCGCCGCCAAUUCCGCCUCCGUCACUCUCUUUUCCUCCCAAACACUCUCUCCCACCUCCACCAUAUCCUCCUUUUCCGAUGUUGUCACCUCCUGCUCCUUCCGCUGCGACGGCUCCCUCAUCGCCGCCUCCGAUCUCUCCGGUCUUAUUCGGGUAUUCGAUGUCAAGACACGAACCCCACUUCGUCGCCUGCGGUCCCAUGCCCGCCCUGUUCGUUUUGUCAAGUACCCAUUACUCGAUAAGCUCCAUUUGGUGUCUGGCGGUGAUGAUUCUGUUGUUAAAUACUGGGAUGUUGCUGGGGAGAGUGUGGUUUUGGACUUGUAUGGUCACAGGGACUAUGUGAGGUGUGGUGAUUGCUCUCCAGUUAAUGGAGAGAUGUUCGUUACUGGGUCUUAUGAUCACACUGUGAAGCUGUGGGAUGCCAGGGUUGAUAGUAAAGAAUCAGUUAUUGAAGUAAAUCAUGGAAAGCCUGUUGAGGAUGUGAUUUUUUUGCCUUCAGGUGGAAUGAUUGCGACUGCAGGAGGGAAUAGUGUGAAGAUAUGGGAUUUGAUUGGAGGAGGGAAGAUGGUUUAUUCGAUGGAGAGUCAUAACAAGACUGUUACUUCUAUUUGUGUAGGGAAAGUAGGGAAAGAGAGUGGAGAGGAGGCUUUGCAGUAUAGGAUUUUAAGUGUGGCUUUAGAUGGCUAUAUGAAGGUUUUUGAUUAUGCAAAAAUGAAGGUUACUCAUUCCAUGAGGUUUCCUGCCCCACUAAUGUCAAUCGGGUUUUCGCCAGAUUGUAUGACUAGGGUUAUUGGAUCUUCCAAUGGGAUUAUAUUUGCUGGGAGGAGGAAGGCAAAGGAGGAUGUGGGAGAGAGUAAAUUGGGGAAUUUUUGGGCUCUUGGCAGUGUAGAGGAUCCACAGAGGCGGGGUUUGAGGCCAACUUAUUUUAGGUAUUUUCAUAGGAGUCAAGGGGAGAAGCCAAAUGAGGGGGAUCAUUUGAUAAUGAGGCAAAAGAAGGUGAAAUUGGCGGAGCAUGAUAAGUUGUUGAAGAAGUUUAGGCAUAGAGAAGCAUUAGUUUCAGUUUUGGGUGGGAAGAACCCAGAGAAUGUGGUGGCUGUGAUGGAGGAAUUAGUGGCAAGGAGGAAGUUAUUGAAAUGUGUUGUGAAUUUGGACGAGGAGGAGCUUGGGUUGUUGUUGGGUUUCUUGCAUAAACACUCAACUGCGCCAAGACAUUCUGGUUUAUUGAUGGGGUUGACUAGAAAGGUACUUGAAAUGCGGGCUGAAGACAUUAGAGCUUCUGAUGCUUUGAAAGGUCAUAUUAGAAACCUUAAAAGGUCGGUUGAAGAGGAGAUCAGAAUUCAACAUUCACUUCAAGAGAUACAGGGUAUAAUUUCUCCUUUAUUGAGAAUUGCUGGGAGAAGAUAA